AUCGAACAUAAAAUUAGUUCGAAAUGAAACAUUUCUUGGUUCUAACAUUCGCCAUAGUGGCAGCCUUUUGUUUCAAUACCUGUUAUGGUGUUAAUUUUACGCAUGGUUCAAUUGGACCGUACGAUAAAUUACUUUAUCACGAAUUUGUUAAAUUACCAGCAAAACCAAAUCAAAUGGUUUCCAAAAAUAUAACAUAUCCACCAUUGGGGAUAAGACCAAGUUCUAUAAGAUUGAUCUCUGCAGUGCGCGCUUUUGAUUUGAGUAAGGACAAAGUUUAUGGUUCAGGAUUUGCUUCAAUUACUAGAGGAGGUCCAAAAACCACAUUCUUGGGUUUGUGCUUGAAGUCAUUCAGGAAUCUUGGAUUGAAUUUUGCUGUUGAAGUUUGGGGAAACUAAUGUUAAAAACGUGGAUACAUUUUCCAUUGUUAUUUGAUUUUUGUUUGUAUAUUUAUAAUAAAGUGUACAACAUUUUCUUGGUUUCGUUUAUUAAAGAAGAAUCAUCAGAAAAUUUUGAAAUAAACUUCAAUUGACUUUUG
Molecule: messenger RNA, 535 nt
Organism: Eupeodes corollae
Lineage: Eukaryota; Metazoa; Arthropoda; Insecta; Diptera; Syrphidae
Exons: 2
Coding region: 24-395 (123 amino acids)
Source: RefSeq, a predicted model, not a curated record